Brassica rapa (field mustard) is the source of this 1073-nucleotide messenger RNA. Its product is annotated as heat stress transcription factor A-4a-like. Gene Ontology annotation, biological process: regulation of transcription by RNA polymerase II; cellular response to heat. NCBI's taxonomy places the organism in Eukaryota, Viridiplantae, Streptophyta, Magnoliopsida, Brassicales, Brassicaceae. Gene Ontology annotation, molecular function: DNA-binding transcription factor activity; RNA polymerase II cis-regulatory region sequence-specific DNA binding. The record is from RefSeq and is a predicted model, not a curated record. Gene Ontology annotation, cellular component: nucleus.
AAUCUCUGACUCAAUUCAAAAUCAUUAAUACUAGAGAACUUGAACCUGAAAAGUAAACCGAAAUGCUCAAAAACGUAAGGAUAGGAUUGAGAAAAAUACCUGAACCGGCCAGACAACACUAAACAAGAGGGUGAUCAUCCCCAACACUAAAACCGAACCGGACCGGACCGAGUAAAAUUUGCACUGAACCGAGCAAAUUAAGAUUUAAAAAUUCUCUAGUGGUUAACCUUAAACCGAGGAACAAAAGUUGAUUUGAUCCGGCCCAUGGCAUCGUAGCCCAACAGUAAAAUCCCAAGAUAAAUGAACCUUCACAUGUGGUGGGUGAUAGACUGAUAGGUUAACGCAAGAAGAUCAUCAUCAACGUCAUGGACUCCUCAUCAUCAUCACAAGGGCUUCCAGUGGCUGGGAGGGUUAAAGAGUACUACCGUUAUCCAGCCAUGGAAGCUUUUCACAAAGGAUGUGUCCGCCGUUAUUUUGCGGACGUGUUGUAUGAGAUGGUGGAUGAUCCUUCGACGGAUUCUAUCGUGUCGUGGAGCCAAGACGGUAAGAGUUUCAUCUUUUGGGAUCAGGACAAGUUUUGCAGCGAUGUUCUUCCCAAGUUUGGGCUUAGCACGUCUCCAACGUUCUUUGUUCGCCUUACAGACAUCUAUCGUUUCCGUAAAGUUGAGGAGUCUGAGCACUGCGAAUACGCGCACGAUUACUUUGUGAGAGGCAAACCUGAGCUUACGGUGGAGAUUGAGAGGCAGUUCAAGGAAAGGUGUGCUUCGGUUAAGCUUGACAUCAAACCACCAGAACCGGGUUACAAGGAGAAAAGGGAGAGGAUGAGGGCUCUCAUGCUGGCCCAGAAAGCGGCCAGGAGACUCUCUCUUAAGGAAUAGACCAAACACCAAUCUCUUAUGUCUUUAUCUUAUUAUUAAUAAAAAAUACUCUGAUGCUUGCUUGUUUGUGUCUUCCUGUUUUAAACAUCUAUCUUUAUGUUUUUUCGUGUUUUUCUUUUCUAGAAUGUGCAGAUUCCGCCUCCCAAUCUUGUGAUCAUUACUCUGUUGAUUAUAAUCUGAUAUUUUGUUUAUCUU